AAGUAAUUUCACUUUGAUAGAAAAGGUAGGUUAAUAAAUAAAAUCCGUUUUAGGAUUCAGUUUUUAGGGCAUUUUGAAAAACACAGGGUAAUUGGGGGUAGAAGGGUAGAGCGCACGCCGCACAGCAUAGCAAUGGCGAACGCGGAGGUAGAGGCUGUGGACUUCGAGCCCGAGGACGACGAUCUGAUGGACGAAGACGUCGAUGCUUCUCCCAGGGCUCCUAUUCCCAGGAUCAAGUCCACUAUCGGCGACUCGUCUGCUCCUAAGAAAACAAAGGGCCGCGGCUUCCGGGAAGAGGCUGCCGAGGCCGAUCGCAAUGCUCGUUUGUCUGCUCGCUUCGAUUCUCUCGACUCUGAUGGCGGCCCUGGUCCUGAAAGAUCGAUUGAAGGAUGGAUUAUAUUGGUAACUGGAGUUCAUGAAGAGGCUAAAGAAGAUGAUAUACUUAAUGCUUUUGGUGAAUUUGGAGACGUAAAGAACUUGCAUCUGAAUCUGAAUCGUCGCACUGGAUUUGUCAAGGGAUAUGCUCUGGUUGAAUAUGAAAACUUUGAAGAAGCAAAGAAGGCUAUAAGUGAGCUAGAUGGGACGGAGAUUCUCACUCAAACCAUACAUGUUGAUUGGGCAUUUAGCAGAGGCUCGUUCAAGAGGAGGAACUCACGGAGAUCACCUCGAGUUCAUCGCUCAAGAAGCCCCAGAAGAAGAUAUUAGUCGUCUGUGUGUUUGUUUUUUCCAAAAAAGCGAUGGCGACUCUGAUUUGGGAAGACACCAACUUCAGGGAUGAAGGAGUGUUGUCAUAUCAUUUCAUGUUCUCAGAAUUUGGAUUUCUGUUUAAGACAUACUGUAUUUAUUUCUGCCCCCCCCCCCCCACUAAUUGUUUUAGCUCCAAAACAAAUUUUUUUAAAUUAA
Molecule: messenger RNA, 903 nt
Organism: Cuscuta campestris
Lineage: Eukaryota; Viridiplantae; Streptophyta; Magnoliopsida; Solanales; Convolvulaceae
Source: the annotation of a GenBank genome assembly